AUGGCGACUAGAGGAAGAGGCCGAGGCAGGGGGAGGGGAAGAGGACCUCCUCCAGAGUGUGGCCACUGUCACAAGAAGGGCCACACGAGAGAAAAUUGCUUCCAAUUGAUUGGGUAUCCACCGGAUUUCAAAGCCUCCAAGGGGAGAGGAAAUCAGGAUGCCACUGCGAAACAGACAAAUUCAGAUUCGAAAAUUGAAUCUCAUUCGGCCAACACCGUUACUCCUUCAUUCACCAAGGAUCAAUAUGAGAAACUUCUCCAACUCUUAAAGAAAGAUGCAGAAGAAACCGUUCACGCUCUUACUAGUACAGGUUUGGCUAAUUCCCCUUCUCGUACACAUCCACACACCAAUUGGGUAAUUGAUUCGAGUGCCACAACUCAUUUAGUAAGCGACCUUUCUCUGCUAGAUGGUUAUGAAAUAUACACUGGGUUUGUCAAAACAAUUAAGCUGCCUGAUGGUGAUAGAGUUUCCGUGACUCAUGGCCUUCAGGUUGGCAAAUUGAGGGCGACUGGUAGAUUGGUAGAUGGACUUUACAUAUUACAGACCACAAAUCAAGAAUUUGUUAGUUUUGUUGAUGAUGUAGGGAAGAAUUUUAAGAACUUUGAUGUUUCUUUGUUGCACAAAAGGCUUGGUCUUGCCCCUGAAUUUAUAGCAUAUAUUCUAAAUCAAUUUUCUGUUCAUGUUAAGAGGAUUCGUACAGAUAAUGGCCUAGAAUUUUUGUGUCAUGAUCUGCAGCAUUUUCUUAAAAGCAGAGGAAUUAUACAUGAAAGAUCAUGUGCCUAUACCCCUGAACAGAAUGGCAUAGUUGAGCGAAAACAUAGAACAUUAAUGCAGAUUUCUAGGAGUCUAAUGAUACAAUCUAAUAUGCCUGUCAAAUAUCGGGGAGAAUGUGUUAAAAUGGCUACCUACUUGGUUAAUAGAAUUCCUUCUAAGAUAUUAGCCCAUAAGACACCUUAUGAGAUAGUUUACCACAAGCUCCCAGAUUAUGAUCUCAUUAGAACGUUUGGCUGUUUAGCUUAUGCAUCUGAUUUGACUGUCACAGAUAAAUUCAAACCUAGGUCAGUGCCUUGUGUUUUCCUUGGGUACCCCAACAAUCAAAAGGGCUUUGUCUUGCUUGACAUUUUCAGCAAGAGAAUUUUUACAAGUAGGCAUGUUAAGUUCAUAGAAGAUAAAUUCCCUUUCCAUGAGGCAGUAGGCACUGACCCAGGGGGAGUGUUUAAGCGUACAGAUCUGUUUAUGUUUGACCUUGAGAUGAAUGAAGAAAAUAUAGUAAAUAAAAACACAGUACAUAACAACAAUGCGUCCAAUGAGCAGUCUGUCAACCCAAAUACCUUUGAAGGUGAUGUUCUUGACCAGGACAUGAUUGAGCAGAGUCAUUUUAGACCUAUUAAAGAAAGAAGGCCGCCUGUUUAG
This is a messenger RNA of Neltuma alba, 1413 nucleotides long. RefSeq lists its product as uncharacterized. The transcript is spliced from 3 exons. Gene Ontology annotation, biological process: DNA integration. The record is from RefSeq and is a predicted model, not a curated record. The coding region runs from base 1 to 1413 and encodes 470 amino acids. Lineage: Eukaryota; Viridiplantae; Streptophyta; Magnoliopsida; Fabales; Fabaceae. Gene Ontology annotation, molecular function: nucleic acid binding.